UUCCCGCUAGUAAUUCGCUGGAAAUUCACGCCGAGGCCGGUGGCACGGCGCAGAAAAGAGCCCGCAUCGCGGCGACCAUUGACUCGAGUCCAGCCCGGCCCAAUCAACCAGUCCUCUACGCGCGUCCCCUCCCCUCGGCGAUCGCCUCUGCGCUUCCACCAAAUCCACCGGCCCCGUCUUCCGCUCCGACGACCCGGACGUCUGCCCAGCCGGCAGCCGCUCCCAGCACCAACUCGGCCCGCCGGAGCUUCGCCGUCAGGUUUCAAGAGCACUUCAGUCCCAGUUCGCCGAGGCGGAUCGGUAACAAGCCGAUACUGGUAGCGCAGCGGGAGAGCGGUGCCGCCGUGGCAGUUUAACUAGAGCGAUGGCGCGCGGCGCACACAUCCUCCUUGUUCUCGCGCUGCUCGCCGCGCUACUCGCCGUCCUCCUCCAGCUCUACCGCCUCAGGAAGCCGAGAUUGUGGACAGUGGAGGAGCUAUCGAUGUACAAUGGAACGGAUGAGGGGUUGCCCAUACUACUUGGGAUUUUGGGCUCAGUGUUUGAUGUUACAAAAGGAAGGUCACAUUAUGGUCCUGGAGGAGGUUAUCAUCACUUUUCUGGCAGGGAUGCAUCACGAGCAUUUGUCUCUGGAAAUUUUACAGGUGAUGGGCUGACUGAUUCUUUACAGGGUUUAUCUAGCAUGGAGGUAAAUAGCAUUGUUGAUUGGAGGAAAUUUUACUUGGAGCGAUACAUAUUUGCUGGUAAACUUAUUGGACGCUACUACGAUAGUCAAGGAAAUCCUACAAAAUAUUUGAAGGGUGUAGAAGUAAAGGCAAAGAGAGGUGCACAGCUUCUUGAAAAGCAAAAGAGUGAAGAAGCUAAAAUACCAAGCUGCAAUUCAAAAUGGAGUCAGCAAGAGGGUGGAGAAGUAGGUUUGGUGCGACACAGGCUAUCCAAGAUUAGUCAGGAGGCCCGGCGACAUAGCUCUGACCGGACAAGUUAGCCAACGGUGUGCUUGUUUCCAUGAAGAUGAGCUCAACAAGCCGGGGCUGGUGGUGUACGAAGAGUGCGAUUAUUUGUCUACAUCUUGCAAAGUGAAGUAGAAUGUACAUUUUUUUUCCUUUCCUUUUUCACGGAACGGUUGCUCUUGAAUGCUUAAGCAAUAUUGGUUACAGCAGCGACACUCAAACAGCACCAGCUACGCAUCAUGAUCUAUUUUUUGUGCUGUUCAA
Phragmites australis (common reed) is the source of this 1211-nucleotide messenger RNA. Its product is annotated as membrane-associated progesterone-binding protein 4. Gene Ontology annotation, cellular component: membrane; endomembrane system. NCBI's taxonomy places the organism in Eukaryota, Viridiplantae, Streptophyta, Magnoliopsida, Poales, Poaceae. The transcript has 8 exons. Bases 365 to 982 code for a protein of 205 amino acids. The record is from RefSeq and is a predicted model, not a curated record.